Molecule: messenger RNA, 1178 nt
Organism: Maniola jurtina (meadow brown)
Lineage: Eukaryota; Metazoa; Arthropoda; Insecta; Lepidoptera; Nymphalidae
Product: integumentary mucin C.1-like
Exons: 2
Coding region: 295-1092 (265 amino acids)
Source: RefSeq, a predicted model, not a curated record
UACAUCUACCUAUAGUUAUUUAAAUAAUUGAUUUUUCGCAAUGUAAAAUGUAAUGCAAAAUUACUUAUUUUAAUUACAAAAUGCAAUGAACGAAACGCUCAAUUACAAGAAUCUUUAAUUUUCAGAAGAAAAUAAAAGCCAACAGUUUCGUUUCAUGAAAUUGCCGGUUUUUCCUUUUAUAAUUUAUUUUAGUUGCAAGUACCCAAAAACAUGCACCAAUUAAACUCACAAAAGUCUCUUAAUCUACACAGGAUUAAAUUCACAAUACUUUUAUAAUUUCAACAACUUCUCGUCAUGUAUACAACGGUUUUGGUUGCGUUUCUCGCAUUUGGAACGACAAGUACAGAGAAGGAUCCUUUGAUCUUCAUCGCAAACCCUGUCGAAGCGGACAUGCCAGGACAUUGGAUGCCACUGAGCAUAGUCAAAAUAAUACUCGCAGGAUCAACGAGAAAACCCUUGAAAGUAACCACAACAACACGAACUACCCCGAAGGCGUCAACAACAACAACCACGGAGUCAACAACAACAACAACUAGUGAGCUACCAACAACGUCAACGUCACUUAAAACAACGGAAGCUACAACAGAACCACCUCCAACCGCGUCGCGCCUUUCAAUAAAAAUAACCACUCCAGCGCCAACGACACUAAAGCUAACCCCUAAAAUAACAACGACAACCCCAGUAACAACACCAAUGCCGAAAAUAGCACCAGCACCAAACACAACAACACUAGCACCAGAAACAACACUAGCACCAGAAACAACACCAGCCCCAGUAACAACAACCUCGACGCCAGAAAUAACAACGCCAGCGACAAUAACAACUACGGAGCCACCAACAACAACCACGGAGGCAGCCACGACAACCACGGAGGCAACUACGACAACCACGGAGUCGCCCACGACAACCACGGAGGCAACCACGACAACCACAGAAGUAGCCACAACAACCACAGAAUCAGCCACGACAACCACAGAAAUAGCCACAACAACCACGGAGGCACCUACGACAACAACACAGCCACCUGCUACGACUAAAAAACGCCCGCAUCGUGGAAAAAAAGCUACGGACACCCAUGAAGACCGCCCUUAACUAAUUUAUGCAACUGUUUCAGUUAAUUUUUUAAUUAAUAUUUUACAAGACUUUAAAAGUAUAAUUAUAAUAGUUUAUGUCCACGA